This is a messenger RNA of Chenopodium quinoa (quinoa), 1576 nucleotides long. RefSeq names its product DNA-directed RNA polymerases I and III subunit rpac1-like. The transcript is spliced from 9 exons. Lineage: Eukaryota; Viridiplantae; Streptophyta; Magnoliopsida; Caryophyllales; Amaranthaceae. Gene Ontology annotation, biological process: DNA-templated transcription. Gene Ontology annotation, molecular function: protein dimerization activity; DNA binding. Bases 129 to 1202 code for a protein of 357 amino acids. The record is from RefSeq and is a predicted model, not a curated record. Gene Ontology annotation, cellular component: RNA polymerase III complex; RNA polymerase I complex.
AAGACACGAACAAUUUAGAGGCAAGCUCAUCAUUUCCUUUUCCUCCCCUAAGUUUAAAUAGACAAACGAUUUUGGGGUUCCUAAAACCCUAAACCCUAAAAUUCUCAAAACACACUGAAUCAACGACGAUGCCAAAACUCCCUGACCACCUCGAGCUCAAGCGCACUCGCGUCUCCUGCAAACUCGAUGCUCCUAAUGACACUGAAUCAAUUUUAUAUUCUGGAGCAUAUGCUUCAAUGGACGUUGAUAAUUCGAGCUUAGAAAGUUUCUUUAAGGACUUUAAAGUCGUUGUCAAUCGUCUUACUGAGGAUGAAAUUGAGUUUGAUAUGAUUGGUAUUGAUGCUGCUUUGGCUAAUGCUUUUCGACGAAUUCUCAUUUCCGAGGUUCCCACAAUGGCCAUUGAGAAGGUUUUUAUAGCAAAAAACACGUCAGUGGUUCAGGAUGAGGUUCUUGCGCACAGAUUGGGGCUCGUUCCCUUAAAAGUUGACCCGAGGUUAUUUUCUUAUAAGUCAGAAAAGGAUGAACCAAAUGAGAAAAACACCAUUGUUUUUGGACUUCAUUCCCGUUGUGAACAAAAAGAACCACGGCGGUCAGUCAAGUCAGAAGAACUGAAUUGGUUGCCAAAAGGGAGUAUGUUCUUAUUGGAGAUAGAAAAUAAAGCAUCAAGUUCAACCACAGCACCCAAAACUUAUACUAAUUUCAAGUCAAGCCAGGAUGGGCUACCUGAAUUAUCAGAAAAUCCAAUUCAUCCUAAGUAUCCUGAUAUCACUUUAGCUAGGAUUGGGCCAGGACAGGAAAUUGAACUUGAAGCACAUGCUGUUAAAGGUGUUGGUAAAGAGCAUGCAAAGUGGUCCCCAGUUGCGACUGCUUGGUACAGGAUGCUUCCUGAGGUUGUUCUUUUGCAAGAUAUUAAAGAUGAAGAGGCAGAAAAGCUGGUACAAAAAUGUCCAGCUAAUGUUUUUGACAUUGAAGACACUCCUACUGGUAAGAAAGCAACAGCCCCACGACCAAGAUCCUGUACCCUUUGCAGAGAAUGCAUUAGAGCGGAAGGAUGGGACAAAUAUGUCGCUUUGCGGCGUAAGAAAGAUCAUUUUAUAUUCACUGUUGAAUCAACUGGAGCGUUGUCUCCUGAGGUGCUAUUUACCGAAGCUGUGAAGAUCUUGGAAGACAAGUGUGAACGUAUCAUUACCGAACUGUCAUAAUUUCACUUGUAUCUGUGAAUGAGAAAAUUGGUUGCAAAACUUAUGCUUAUCCAGCCAAAUCAUUAUUCUACCCCAUCAAGGAGUUUUGGAGGACAAUUCCAACCCUAUAACCUCUCCGGGGUGCUUCAGAAAACCGGAAAUUAGCUGUGUAAAAGGGGUUUUGGUGGUUGUAUAGAUAUCUCUGCCAAAUUCGUUUCAAUCAUUAAACAGCAAGACAAUUAGGAGUUUUAAUAGCCAAUGUUUUGAAUCAAUUUUGUGGCUAUAUUCUGGUCAAAACAAGAACCUGUACCUUACAUGUAAAAUGGCAAGAUUAUUGAUGUGAAACCUGUUAUGGAUAAUGCUUGCUUCAUUUAGCCAUUGUUAUUUCACCUGCA